AUGCAAUUCACGCUCCCCCUCCUACUCGCCCUCGCCGACACCGCCUUCGCCCACAAUUUCGUCGCCCACUUCCACAUCAACGGUAUCCCCGACCCCGUCUCCGCCGACCCCAUUCUCGACAUCAACAGCAGCGAUAUGGCAUGCAACGCCGACCGACCGCAACACCGCCCCCCCCCCCCCCCCGCCGACUACCCGCUCAAAGACGACCCCAUCCCCGCCGGCGUCACCGACGACUCCCACAAGGGGCCCUGCUCCGUCUACAUGAAGAAGGUCAGCGACUCGUCGACUGCCGAAGGCGAAGAUGACGGCUGGUUCAAGGUCUCUGAGGACGGCCUCGACUCCGCCGGUACCUUCUGCAGCGACCGCAUCCGCCUCGCAAACGCGCCGCAGCCAGGCAUCAUCCCGACCAACAUCGAGUCCGCUGACUAUCUCAUCCGCGCAAAGAUGACCACCCUCAACAACGCCGGCCCCACAAUCAUGCGCGGGUUUUAUACGGGAUGUGUCCAGAUCACGGUCGAGGGCAGCUCGGGCACAAACCCGGACACCGUCAGUAUCCCUGGCUACAUCUCGAUGAGCUCACCCGGCAUGAUAUACGAUAUCUGGAACUCUCCAUCGGGCACCUUCAGCGACUACACUGUCCCUGGCCCCCGCGCCGCUGGAGGACCUCGUUCCCUUCCAGGCUGGUGUUGCGCCUGCUACCGUUGGUGGCUCAAGCGGCCCUACCCCCUCCACUAA
This is a messenger RNA of Morchella importuna, 735 nucleotides long. RefSeq lists its product as uncharacterized. Lineage: Eukaryota; Fungi; Ascomycota; Pezizomycetes; Pezizales; Morchellaceae. The coding region runs from base 1 to 735 and encodes 244 amino acids. The record is from RefSeq and is a predicted model, not a curated record. The transcript is spliced from 2 exons.